CUGGUUGCAUCAGUGGACGUCAUCUGCUUACCUUCAGGUGCUCUAAACAUCGCUCAACGAGAUCUCGUUCAGCCAACGAAUGCUACCGUCAUCACUGGAGUUGUGCUUUCUUCGGAGUCAGCCGACAGGUUUGUAGUCUGCAGUCUGAGAAAGAACUUGGAUCAUGCAGGCCAGUCCGAAAUCUACGUGGUGCUGGAUGAAGCGCAGAUUGGACUGCGAAUAAGAGAGUCAUACGCUAUCGACAUCGAUAGAAAGUUCAAUUAUAUGGAAAGCCUUGGUUUGCUAGAUGUGCAGAUAUCGGUUCCACCUCAGUAUAAAGUCCUCAGUAGCCCAUCGAUGACUCGAACAGCCGACACUCCUCGCGUCGAAGGUCUUAUCAAUCCGUUCCCGGAAGAGCCGUUCCAACAGCAAUUCUCCUCAACUCACAUGGACCAGCGUUAA
Messenger RNA from Cooperia oncophora, 441 nucleotides. Lineage: Eukaryota; Metazoa; Nematoda; Chromadorea; Rhabditida; Trichostrongylidae. The record is from the annotation of a GenBank genome assembly.